Aphidius gifuensis is the source of this 3825-nucleotide messenger RNA. RefSeq names its product tip elongation aberrant protein 1-like. The coding region runs from base 618 to 3110 and encodes 830 amino acids. Gene Ontology annotation, molecular function: protein binding. The record is from RefSeq and is a predicted model, not a curated record. Gene Ontology annotation, cellular component: Golgi apparatus. Lineage: Eukaryota; Metazoa; Arthropoda; Insecta; Hymenoptera; Braconidae. The transcript is spliced from 4 exons.
AUAAUAAUUGAGGGUAAAAGAGAGAAAGAGGGUGUACUGAAAGAUGUACAUACUACAUAUGUACUUGAAUUAAAAUAAAGAGAAAGAAAGAUUGGGCGCGUGCGUAAAGAUAGGCCUCCCUUGAAGAAGAGUAUGUAGAGUUAAAAUGACCCGGACACAAAGUGUACCAGCACAGCUAACAACAGCUAACAACAGCUAACAAGUAACAAUACAUACACAUUAUUAUUGUCAGUGUUUGGUUGCAAUUUGUUCUCAUUGACUUGUUCUUCUCUUAGAAUAAGUUAAGUUAUCAAUCAAAUAUAUAUUUCUUAUAAAAGUAUAUAUUGUUGUUGUGUCAGAGUUCAAGUGUGCCAAUUUAAUAAUGAUGUCAUAUAGAUAUAAAAGCUUGCUCAUCGCAUUAUUAUGAUGCUACAUAUGUACAGUGUUGAUGAAGAAGAAAAAAAAAAACAAAUUUAAAUUGAGUAUUGUAUUGGAUAGCUUCCAAAAUUUUAACUGAAUAUUAAAUAUAGAGUACAAUUGAAAAAAAAAAAUAAUAUGAUAAUUUGGUUAUUUUAAAAUAUUAUAAUAUUUCAAGUGAAACAGAUUGUCUGCAAUAUUUCAAGAUAAAUAAAAAAGAAAUGUGGAGUUCAGUAACAGCAGCUGGUACAGAAAAUGGUCCAGCACCAUCAUCAAGAAGUAAACACAGUGCAACAUUACUUGGUGGUCAUAUUUAUUUAUUGGGAGGUAGAAAUGGCAAUUUGCCAUUGAAGGAUUUAUGGAGAUAUAGUCUUGCUGAAAGUCGAUGGGAAGAAUUGCGUCCAAGUGGUGAUAAACCACCGGCACUUCAAGAACACAGUGUAGUUUCAUACAAAGAUUGUCUUUAUGUAUUUGGUGGUGAGCUUGGAUUUUCAGCUGGAACAGAAACACCACUUUGGAUUUACACUGUUAAAACAAAUUGUUGGCGUAAAAUAAAAGCACAAAGAGGAUGUGCUGUACCUCGUGGACGACGUGGUCAUACAGCUCUUGUUCAUCGUGGUCAAAUGUUAAUUUACGGUGGCUAUCAAGAUUUACGUGGCAGUUCAUCUGAAUUAUGGUCAUUUCAUUUUGAAACAGAAUCAUGGCAUUUAUUAUCAUCAUCAUCAUCAUCAAGUAGUGGUGGUAGUAAUAAUAAUAAUAGUAAUAAUAAUAAUGAUGGUUCAUUUGGACCAGCACCACGUCAUAAACAUACAGCAAUACUUGAUUGUGAUUCAAUGUAUAUUUAUGGUGGUAUGACUGAUCUUCAAGAACGUAAUGAUUGUUGGAAAUGGGAUAUUAAUACAUGCACAUGGUUUUCAAUUAAAUUAAAAAAUAAACAAACACCAGGUCCACUUCAUGGUCAUGCUGCAUGUAGAUUACCAAGUUGUAUGUUAAUAUUUGGUGGUGAAAGUAAUGGCACAUCAACAAAUGAAUUAUGGAGAUUUCAUUUUACAAGUGAAACAUGGGAUAAAUUAACAAUAUCUGGAACAAAACCACAACCAAGAUCAGAAAGUAUUGCACUUGCUGUAUCUGAACUUGUAAUACGUGGUUGUGGUAUACAAAAUAAUAAUAAUAAUAAUAAUAAUCGACAAAAAACAACAACAUCAACAUCAACACGUUGUGGACAACAUAAACCACGUUUUUCAUUAGCUGGUGCUGUUAAUUAUAAUAAAGUAUCACCAUGUGAACCACCAACAAGACCAAGUUUUUUACGUGAAAUAUCAAAAUUAUCACAAAUUAAUUUAUCACGUUUAAGUCAUCCAAAUAAAUGUAGUUAUUCAGUAUUAAAUGGACAAGAAGAACAUGAUCAUGAUGGCGAUGAUGAUGAUGAUGAUGUUAAUAAUUAUAAUGAUAGCUAUGAUGAUGAUGAUUAUGAUUAUGAUGACGAUAAUAAUGAUACAAAAAUUAUUAAAGAAAAAGAUAAUAAUUCAUAUUAUCCAUUUCAACAAGUUGACAAUGAAGUUGCUGCUGAUAAUAAAAAUAGUAGAAUGGUUAAAUCACGUAGUGCAAAUGCAAUUGGUAAAAGAAUAAGACAACGUAGUUGUAUUAUCAAUAAUAAUAAUAGUAAUAAAAAUAAAAAAAAUCAUCAUAAUCAACAACAACAACAACAACAAACAACAUCAUUUUGUAAUAAUGAUUAUGGUAGUUUUAAUAAUCGUAUGACUAGAGAACCAAUAUCAGUGCCAAAUUUUCGUUCAUUAACAUUACCAACACCAAUAUUAACACCAGUUGAAGCAGCACGUCUUGUAUUUGUUGAUCCAGAUGAUAAUAGUGAUAAUGAUAAUGAUAAUGAUAAAAAUAAUCAAUCAACAAAAUUAAUUAAUCUUACUGAAGAAGAAAAAAGUGAUUUUGAAUUAUUUCAUGAGGCAUGUCAACCAACAAGAGGUGAAAGUUAUCAUUCACAUUUAUAUGAAGCAGCAACAACAACAACAACAAUACAAAGUCCAAAAACUCCAUUAUCAUCAUUAACAACAACAAAAUUACCAACUUCAGCAUCAGUUAGAUUUGCUGAUCUUGAAGAGGGUGAAGAAUCAACAUCUGAUUAUGCUAGUAAUGAUGCAAGAAGUCCUGGUGAUCAACUUGCUGUUGAUGAUGAUUAUUGUUCUUUAGAUACAAUUUUAAAUAAAAAAAAAUCAUCAUUAAAAAAUCGUGAUAAUAAUAAUAUACGUGAUGGACAAUUUGGUUUUUGUAAUCCAAAUUAUUUUGGUGUUGAUACUUCUACUACUACUACUACUAAUAAUGAUAAUAGUAAUAAAUUUGUAAAAAUACUAAAUAAUAGUUCACCAGAUAGUUUACUUGAUGAUAAAACUGGACGUUCAGUAUCACAAACAUUUGCUGAAUUAUUAGAAUUACAAGAAAUUAAACCAAGAAUACCACCAAAAAGUUUAAAACUUGAUAAUUCACCAUCUAGAAGAGCUGUUAGUGCAUCGAGAGCUGAAAGACAAAAAGCUAAAUUGCAGGCAUCUUGUCAAACAACAACAACAACAACAACACCAGCAACAACACCAGCACCAUUUAAUGUAUUUAUUAUUGGUGGUAAAGAAAAAGGACAAGCAGCUGUAUUUUCAAGACCAGUAUCAUUAUGGAAACUUCAGCUUGGAUCACAUAUUUUUUAAAUAUAUAUAUAAUCAUAAAUAUAUAUAUUGUGUGCCACAUGGAAAAUUCAAAGUAUUAGAUUAAUAGAUCAUUUAUAUUCAUAAUUUUUUCAACUAUUAAUUAGUAUACUUAUAUAUUUCGAUUUUUAUUUGUAUCGUUCGUACUGAUGUUUAUUGUAUUUAAAAAAAAAAUCAAUUAUCAUUAUCAAUGUGUCAAUAAAAAGAUAAUAAAUUUGACACAACAAAAAAACUAUACCUAUAUUUGUUGAAUAGCCAACAAAGAGAGCUAAAAUAUGAAAUAAUUAAGUAUUAUUAUUAUAAUGCAUUUGUUUGUGUGUGCACUACUCGUAUUCAUAAAGCGUAUAGCUAGAUAGUAAAAUAAUUAUGUUUUUUAUUUUCAAAAAAAAAAAAGAUAUAUAAGUCAAAUAUCAUCAAACAGUAUUUUAAAAAUAAUUUAUUAAUUAUAUAUAGUUAAUUUAUUUACAACAACAAUUGCACCAUAACAACACACCAAAGAGAAUAUAUAUAUCUCAAUGCCAAAUUAAUGUACAAAAAAAACAGAAAGUGCAAGAGAGAAAUUUUUAAUUAAUUAAUUAACGUCACUUUUAAUAAUAAUAAUAAUAAUAAUAAUAAUAAUAAUAAUAAUAAUUGAUUGAUUGAUUGAUGGUUAUUAAAAUACGUCCAUUGUUUAAAAGCAUUAUUGCUCAAAAAAAAAAACAAACGAAACGUCCAGGAA